ACUCCUUUGUGCUUAUUGUAAAAGGAUUGUAUCUUAGAUAUUAUGGCUGAAAAAUAUUAGUUCCUUUGAUUCCCUGGAGAAGACUCUUGAAAAACAUUCUUUUAUUUUUUUUUGUCCAAUGUCCACCUGUCAAAUUGAAUAUUCAAAAAAUGUCUUUAUUAAUUCAAACUAUUAGAAAUACUGGAAAAUCGCAUUCAUUUCAAAAACUUAUACAAGCCCCACUAUCUUCAUGUACAUGUUUAUUAAGAAGAAAAUCUUCAGAUGUUUCAAAGAAAUUUUUGUCAUUUGAUGAGGUUGUAUCGCAGAGAAGAGACGAAGCACGACGAAGUCUUGUCGUACAAGUGAAUUCUGAAUCCUCAUUUAAUGAAUUAUAUGGGUAUUGUUCAAAUUAUGCUUCAAUCAAUGGCAUACAUCAUUACAAAAAUGCAGGAGGAGAGCACUUUAUGCUCAUUGAAUUUAGUACAGAAGACAACCUUAAAGAGAUUCUACGCAGCUGUGGUUCCCAUCAGAAAGAUAAUGAUAUUAUGGCGUUACAGUCUCCUUUCCUAUGGUUUAGAGCUUGCUCUGGAAAGAAGGAAAAGAUAGCACCAACUUCAAAUACCCUCAUAACAAAAAAUGGAAAUGCUGCCAUUGAUGAAAACUUACUUUGUGAAGAGCUUGGAAGCUGUUCAACAGUCUCUGAUCAAAUACAGCUGUUGUAUGAUAAAACAAUGUUAAAUGAUUUGGGUAUUAGACUGAGAUACAUGGUGGCUAGACAACUAGAAAUAGUAUUUGAAAGUUUAUAUGCAAACAUAGCUGUGAGACCUUUUGGUUCAUCAGUAAACGGCUUUGGCAAAAUGGGCUGCGAUUUGGAUCUAGUACUAAGUAACAACUUGACAGAUGAAAUGAGUGAUCCCACCAAACGUUUAGUAUACCAAGAAAAAAAGUCUGAAGGUGGUCGAGGGCCAUGGCAGCGACAUAUGGAACUGGUGGGCGAGUUGUUGGAGCUAAGGAUUGUUGGAGCAACAAGAGUACAGCGGAUAUUACAUGCGCGUGUGCCCAUCGUAAAAUACGCACACGAGUUCACUAAUAUAGACUGUGACCUUUGCUAUAACAAUAUGUCUGGUGUACAUAUGUCUGAACUUCUCUGGAUGUACGGGUCACUGGACCCCCGAGUACGGCCGCUGACUUUCUUAGUUCGUCGCUGGGCAGCUGCUGUGGGUCUUACUAACCAGCACCCUGGUCGAUGGAUCACAAAUUUCCCAUUGACUCUGAUGGUCCUGUUCUUCCUUCAGCAGAAAACUAAUGAUGGAUUUAUAUUACCAUCAUUUAAAAAUCUGGUUAACAGAGCUGGAAAAGAAGACAUAAGAAUUGCAGAAGAAAAUGUUAACUGCACAUUCCUCCGUGAUAUGAAUAAAUUACCACUAGAAUGUUACAGCCAGAACCAAUCCAAUCUCGAAACACUGUUAUUGCAGUUUUUCGAAUACUACGCUCAAUUUGACUUCCAGGAAAAAGCUAUAUCUAUAAUCGAAGGGCACCCUGUACGGAAACCUAAUGCAUUACCUUUAUAUAUUGUUAAUCCUUUAGAACCCGCAUUGAAUGUUAGUAGGAAUGUCAGUUUUGAAGAAUGUGAACGGUUCAAAUUGGAAGUAAGAAAUGCUGCAUGGCAGUUGGAAGCUGGUUUAGAAGGUGAAAAGUCAGAUGACUGGGGCGUGUUAGGGCUCAUAGAGAAAAGAGCUUCCAGAAAUUUAAAGAAAUUAUUGCGAGUAGGCAAUUCACAUAGACUUGUAUCAGUGAAAGACUUGUUCAAUGAUAAUGAAGAGAACAUUUCUGAAGAGGGUCUGAGGAGUAAAUUACAAAGACUGACACAGACAAGACAUGAGAAUGUUGAGAAAAGUGUAAAAGAGAUGAAACAGAUGAUAGCUACACAGAAUGCUACAGAGAAAAAAGACCAAAAAAUAAAGUUCAAAAAUAGUCAAGUUGCAAAUGAAGUGUUUAGGAUACGAAGAAAUAAAAUGGUAUGAAUGUCUGAGAAUUAAUUAGUUUUGAAUUUGUAUGCGUUCAGAAUUUAGGGGUAUGAAAUCUUAUAAGGAGUGAAAAUAAAAUUAAGUAUUGGAAUGCAAUGUAAAUGAAUGUUACUCGGUAUAGCAAGCGUUCAGCAAAACUCAUUAAUUCCCUAAUAUAUAAUUUACAAUAUUGUUUGAUUUUGGUUUCGUGUAGGUACAUAUACAUUGUUUUUAAACACAUGAUUGUAUUAAUUACCUUGUUACAUACAGAUAUUGUGUAAGAUGUUAUAUAUUUUUGUAAAUUUUAAUAAAUUAGUUUAAUUUUUAAUACAGUUAUUAAUCUGUUUUAUCACGAAUUUGUACAAAUUUAUAUGACAUACUUUACAAUACAGUUAUUGUACAUUAUGACAGUGUAUAGAUUCAUGUUCAGUGAUAAAAUAUUUAUGUAUUCUUAGUUGUGAGUUUAUGAACAUAAUAAGUACUUGUAAAUAAAUGUUAAAAAU
This is a messenger RNA of Galleria mellonella (greater wax moth), 2488 nucleotides long. Its product is annotated as poly(A) RNA polymerase, mitochondrial-like. The record is from RefSeq and is a predicted model, not a curated record. NCBI's taxonomy places the organism in Eukaryota, Metazoa, Arthropoda, Insecta, Lepidoptera, Pyralidae. The transcript has 7 exons. Gene Ontology annotation, molecular function: poly(A) RNA polymerase activity. The coding region runs from base 150 to 2003 and encodes 617 amino acids. Gene Ontology annotation, biological process: mitochondrial mRNA polyadenylation.